CUUUUGCCAGUAACGUCCAAUGCAUCGUCGGCGCGCCUAUAUAAAGACGCCCUCCCCAUGGUUCACGGCAAGUUGUUCCGUGGGAGCCAAGGCAAUUUCACAACACCUACCAAGACUCUGUCGAGAAGAAGAAAGAACGAAGAACCAUCCGCGACAGCAAAUCGUGAAGACCUUUUUGCUUUCUUUUUUGCCCGUGGCGGUAUAUGCGAUGCCAGUGCUUCAAGACGGUGAUGUGCUCUGGCAGACGAUCACUACCUCGGAAGCCGACGCCAGAGCUGCUGCAGCGGCCUUCAACGACGACGGCAUCGACGGGGCAUGUAUCACACACUGGUUUCAAUAGCUUGCGGAAUAUGCAUUUGCUAACUUGGCCCUGUCAUAUAGACUUGUGACAAGUCCACACACAUCUGUCAGUUCUGGUGGGUACUCCUGCCUACCUAUCCACAAGGUGACAACCGAUUUCCCGCCGCAUGGGGAGGUAUGGGAGCUCUAUCUUCGCUCGACCCGGAGGAGAUGCAUCAGAUCGAAGUGUCGUACGGGAAGAUGUACUGCUAGUCGCAGACUGGGCAGCACUUGGACCGCCACGUGCGAAUAGCAGUCUGGCACGCCUGUUGGACGUGGUUGCAGGUGGAGGUGGUGACGAGCACAGGUGGCGGGCGG
Molecule: messenger RNA, 657 nt
Organism: Purpureocillium takamizusanense
Lineage: Eukaryota; Fungi; Ascomycota; Sordariomycetes; Hypocreales; Ophiocordycipitaceae
Exons: 2
Coding region: 20-340 (106 amino acids)
Source: RefSeq, a predicted model, not a curated record